Molecule: messenger RNA, 2777 nt
Organism: Paramecium pentaurelia
Lineage: Eukaryota; Ciliophora; Oligohymenophorea; Peniculida; Parameciidae
Source: the annotation of a GenBank genome assembly
AUGAGUAAAUUGAUGAAAUCAAUAAUGAUAGAAUAAGAUGUUGACCUGUAAUGUUCAAAGAAACACAAAUCACCAAUACAAAUGGUUGUUUUUGAUUAAAAAUUGACCAAUAAUGAGAGGCUAUUAUGUUCUGAUUGUUUAGAAGAUUUUGAAUCCAAUGUCAAAAUGGUAGGUUUAACAAAGGUUUUAUAAUUAAUUGAUGAUAAAUAGAUUAAAUAAAUAGAAUAUAAGCAAAAUUUAAUAGAAAAUAACAUUGAAUAAAUUUAAAUGAUAUAAAGAAGCUUUAUUGAAAUAAAAUCUAAUUUUAUUUCAAUUAUUGACUCAUUAAUAGGAAAUUCUGAAGAAUGGAUCAAAGUUCUUAAUCAGAUUGGAGAAUAAACUGUAACUUAUAGUUUCUUUGAUGAAAUAGAACUACUUAUAUAAAAUUAACAUAAAAAUGAAUAAAAUUAAGAAAUUUUAAAGGAAAUUAAAUAAAUUAAUCAAUCUUGGAUUACUAAAACUACUCAAAAAAUUUUAAACUUUAAUUCAAAUUACAAAUUGCUCAUAACAGAACUAAAAAAAUAAUUGUAGAUUCUUAUUCAUAACUAAGUUAAAGAAGAAACUUAAGAGAUUAAAUAAUUAAUCGAUGAUCCAGUUAAUCUUAAAUUAAUUAAUAAUAAAUCCUAUUAAUAUGAUGAUUGCUUUGCAAUUUCAUUCAAUAAUAUUGGAAAUCUUAUGAUUUCUGGAAGUGGAAAAGAUAUUAAAGUUUGGGACUUUUAAAAUGAUAAAAUUAAAGAAGUUUUGAAAUUGAAAGGACAUACUGAUACAAUUAGAUGUCUUACAUUCGCUAAUUCGAAUAAUAGUUUCAUUUCUGGUUCUGGAGAUUUUUCUAUUAGAUGUUGGAAACAACUUAAUUUUAAAUAAUGGAAAUCAUCUUAACCAUAUUAAGAUCAUACUGAUUAAAUUGAAUGUAUUUUAUUAAGUAAAGAUGAGAGGUAAUUAAUUUCAAGUAGUUAAGAUAAAUCAAUUAAAAUUUGGAAUUUCGAUAUUAAUAAUAAUGAACUCAAAUUAUAGUAAUCAUUAAAUGAAAGUAAAUGUUGUUUAAAUAGUAUAACAUUGAAUUUUUCUGAAACUAGUUUAGUUGCUUGUGGGGAUGAUAAAUAAAUUUUAAUAUGGUUAAAGAACAAGUCUAAUUAAUGGGAAUAUUUAAAUGUUGUUANUAAGAUGUUGACCUGUAAUGUUCAAAGAAACACAAAUCACCAAUACAAAUGGUUGUUUUUGAUUAAAAAUUGACCAAUAAUGAGAGGCUAUUAUGUUCUGAUUGUUUAGAAGAUUUUGAAUCCAAUGUCAAAAUGGUAGGUUUAACAAAGGUUUUAUAAUUAAUUGAUGAUAAAUAGAUUAAAUAAAUAGAAUAUAAGCAAAAUUUAAUAGAAAAUAACAUUGAAUAAAUUUAAAUGAUAUAAAGAAGCUUUAUUGAAAUAAAAUCUAAUUUUAUUUCAAUUAUUGACUCAUUAAUAGGAAAUUCUGAAGAAUGGAUCAAAGUUCUUAAUCAGAUUGGAGAAUAAACUGUAACUUAUAGUUUCUUUGAUGAAAUAGAACUACUUAUAUAAAAUUAACAUAAAAAUGAAUAAAAUUAAGAAAUUUUAAAGGAAAUUAAAUAAAUUAAUCAAUCUUGGAUUACUAAAACUACUCAAAAAAUUUUAAACUUUAAUUCAAAUUACAAAUUGCUCAUAACAGAACUAAAAAAAUAAUUGUAGAUUCUUAUUCAUAACUAAGUUAAAGAAGAAACUUAAGAGAUUAAAUAAUUAAUCGAUGAUCCAGUUAAUCUUAAAUUAAUUAAUAAUAAAUCCUAUUAAUAUGAUGAUUGCUUUGCAAUUUCAUUCAAUAAUAUUGGAAAUCUUAUGAUUUCUGGAAGUGGAAAAGAUAUUAAAGUUUGGGACUUUUAAAAUGAUAAAAUUAAAGAAGUUUUGAAAUUGAAAGGACAUACUGAUACAAUUAGAUGUCUUACAUUCGCUAAUUCGAAUAAUAGUUUCAUUUCUGGUUCUGGAGAUUUUUCUAUUAGAUGUUGGAAACAACUUAAUUUUAAAUAAUGGAAAUCAUCUUAACCAUAUUAAGAUCAUACUGAUUAAAUUGAAUGUAUUUUAUUAAGUAAAGAUGAGAGGUAAUUAAUUUCAAGUAGUUAAGAUAAAUCAAUUAAAAUUUGGAAUUUCGAUAUUAAUAAUAAUGAACUCAAAUUAUAGUAAUCAUUAAAUGAAAGUAAAUGUUGUUUAAAUAGUAUAACAUUGAAUUUUUCUGAAACUAGUUUAGUUGCUUGUGGGGAUGAUAAAUAAAUUUUAAUAUGGUUAAAGAACAAGUCUAAUUAAUGGGAAUAUUUAAAUGUUGUUACACAAUCUUAGGAUGAAUAUGGAACAAAAGUAUGUUUCUUAAAGGACAAUUUAUUUAUUUGGGUGAGUGGUGAUAUAUCAAAGAAAAAUUGUGUAAGAAUCUUUGAACUAUAAGAGGGAACCUUUAUAGAAAAUACAACUAAAACAAUAGAAUUAGAAAAUGAUGAAGAAGAAGUAUUUGAUUUGAAUCUGUUUCCCAUAUUAUACAAUAUAGAGUAAAACUUAAUUCUUAUUCGACAUAAAUUGUAUAUAUAUCUUUUAAGGGAAUAAAGGGACGGUAAGUAUAAAAUAGUUAAUAAAUUGAAGUAACCAAGUAAUUCAAUUUAGGGUUCAAUGACAAAAGAUUCUAAAUAUUUAGCUUUUUGGGAAUCUAGCUUAAAAACAUAUUCGAUUUAUGAAAUAGAAACGAAAUGA